This is a messenger RNA of Dimorphilus gyrociliatus, 2776 nucleotides long. The record is from the annotation of a GenBank genome assembly. NCBI's taxonomy places the organism in Eukaryota, Metazoa, Annelida, Polychaeta, Dinophilidae.
AGUCACGUGACGUCAUUGACAACCGUCAAUCGCAAUCGGAAAAGAACGUUCUGGUGCGUUAAGCGUUGGUUUUUCAAGCAAGAAAAAAUCUUUUAGGUUAAUCGACUUUUUGAAAUUAGCCUCAAAAUUUAGUUUUUCUCACUAUUACUAAAAUUGUUUGAAAAUCAGAGUGUUUGUAAAUAUUUUAUAUUGGAAUAGUUGCCGUCAAAAGCAGUAAUAAUAUUAGCACAGGUAAGAUUAAAGUUAGUAAUAUUUUUUAGUAUUAUCAUACUGCUUUAAUUAUAUCUAUUCUUAUUGUUAUGUCUCUAAGUAUUCGAGCUUUUUCUCUCUCUCUUUAAUUUGUAAUACUUUGUUUAUAGUUAAAAAAAGGAUGUUUGCACUUUUAUACUUUUCUAAAAUGAGAGCAUAUUUAAAAAUCAAUUAACAUAUCAUGCCUUCGAUAAUCCCCUUGUAAAAGUGUUUUUUAAAGUAUAGUAUUCACGAAACUUGAACUAUCAGCCUAGGUUCUCUACAUUCCCUUACAAUCGAACAGAUUUACUCAGUACCGAUCAGCUGAAUAGCUUGUGUUUGCACAGAAAAUAAACAACUUUAAUAGUAUUGUUCGUGUUUGUCUUCUUGCAGUAGAAGCCGUCAAAAAUUUGCAUUGUUUUAUUGAAAAUACUCAAAAUUAAUGGAUAGUAUUAUCUGUUUUCUUUACAAUGAUAAGAAAUUUUUACCGCAUACGAGCUGAAUUUAUCGCUACUUAAUCAUUGAAAUACUUACUUAUAAUUGAGAUAAUUCAACAAAGAUAUUUGAAUUUUUCGAUAAUCAAUUAUUCCAUAUGAGGUCUACAAAGUACAGUCCAUUGAGGAAUAUUUAAUAAGAUAUACUUAUUAAAAAAACAACGUUAUUACCCUAUAGAAACGACUGGAGGAACGGGAGGGUAAGUGUGUAUUAAAAGGGCUGGUGAAAGGCGAUAUGAGUCCUUGUAGAAGAAAAGGUCUGCUAGAAAAGAAAACAACUUAUGCAUAUUUAUUGAAAACCAUUUUUGUAUAAUCAUUCAUUAAUUAUAAUUAAAAUAAUUAAGUCUUUUUAUUAGUAAUAGUAUAAACCAUUCUUACAAACAACACGUUAUUUGUGAAUAGGUGGGUCAUAUGAAAAAUUUUAUUAAUCAAUUAUUUCGCAGGCACUUGAAUAAAAUACAAUAUCGGCGUUCAAUAAUCUAUUGUAUAGAAUAAUUAAGGUUUUUGACAUGUAAUUUCGAGCGGUUAAAAAGACUGGGAACUCUUUAUCGAUUUCAUCAUUAGCAUUGUUUCCAGUUUACAUUCCCUUUUCAUAAAUUCCUAAUAAAGAAGUUGACUUUUUACUCUUUAGUUAGUAUUUAUUAUUUAAAAGAAAAGAGAAUAUCUACUUAUUUCUUAUCGGUUUAUUCCGUAACAACGACAGUUUUAUAAUUCGAACUCGGAUUACAAAACCACGAAAUCUUAUACAAUAUACACAAUUUACUGUAUGGUUUAUGCAAUAUAUAUAUAUAUAUAUAUCCUUUGUGUAUUUAUUUUCCUCCAGGACAAUCAUGGCGUCAAGUGCCCUUCCAAAACUAGCGCCAGCAACAAAAACCUCCGCACAUCUCUAUGAAACUUAUCCUAGGCCACUGAAAACUGCUCCUGAGAUCCAAUUGCCAAGAGUAAAUCCAUUAAGACCAAUGCCACCUUUAAGGAGGACUGUAGCCCUUGAAACAAUGAUUCCUCAUUAUCAUAAUGAGCAAAGAGCAAAAUUAAUGCAAAGAAGAGAACAUCAUCGAUAUCACAAUGCGUGGGGGAGAUAUUAUUACGGUUCAAAUGCUGAUAAGGAGUCUUAUAGGUCGUAUGUGAGGAAUGUUCUUAAACAGCAAAUGGCCGAUAAAGAAAGAAACGUAAAAGAAGGUUUAAACUCAAAAAUUGAAGAAUCUGAAAAUGCUGUUAAAUACGAUCGACAAUGUUUAACUGAUGAUGCCAGAGAUGCUUACAGAAAAUUUGUCUAUUUAAAAGGCUUUACGGCCGAAAAUAAAAAGAUGAUGGAAGAUAGCUGGAGCGAUAGACGAAGAAUUAAAAGUCUCGAAAACGAACACGAUAGAGAGUUAUUAAAAUAUAAUCCAAUUAACUGGAGCUGUACGCUUAAAUAAUUGGAUGCAUGAUAUUUUUAUAUAUUGACGAAUAAUCAUCGGAGAUGAAGAAACAAUGAAUGACAAAAAAAGGAUGCUAUACAAUAGAAGAACUCAACAAAAUUUAUAUAUAUAUAUAAAAAAAACACUAAACUACAAAAGUAAACAAGAUAAAAACCGUAGUCCUUGUAUUCUUCCUCUGCUGUAUAUUUCAGUAUUAUGUUCGAGUGCCAACGAAGCGAAAAAAAAAUACUUUCUUUCCUAAAAUAUAUAAGAAAGAUCUUUUUUUCAUUUUUGUAUUAUUAAUUCAACUAUAUUAACUUUACAAGUAUUAUUUUAGAUAUUAAAUAGUCUCUAUACAAUGUAUACUAUAAUAUAAAGCAGUAUUAUUAAUAUAAAAAGAUAUAUCCAAUAGAUGGCAGUUAAAUGAAUAUCAACUUAAUAAUUAUGUAAAAACUAUGAAUAAGAUACUUUAAGAGGAUGAACAAAUGGGUAUCUAUUAUUUGUAUAUUUAAUUAAAGAGAGUAUAACUAUACUGUAUAGCAAUAACGAUAAUAAAUAAUUGUUAAAAUAAUGAAAGAACACGAUUACUUCUUUGUAUUUCUUAGACGAUUACAAACAAGAAGUAACCCCCAUUACCUUUUCAUUAUAUUUAAA